Messenger RNA from Lodderomyces pseudojiufengensis, 1779 nucleotides. RefSeq lists its product as uncharacterized. Bases 1 to 1779 code for a protein of 592 amino acids. The record is from RefSeq and is a predicted model, not a curated record. The transcript has a single exon. Gene Ontology annotation, molecular function: phosphatidylinositol-3-phosphate binding; phosphatidylinositol-3,5-bisphosphate binding; protein binding. Gene Ontology annotation, biological process: protein lipidation; nucleophagy; autophagy of mitochondrion. NCBI's taxonomy places the organism in Eukaryota, Fungi, Ascomycota, Pichiomycetes, Serinales, Debaryomycetaceae. Gene Ontology annotation, cellular component: phagophore assembly site membrane; cytosol; extrinsic component of membrane.
AUGAUUCAGACAUCAACCAUAACAAAUAAUCAUUCAUCUAAUAUAUCAACUUUAAAUUCAUCUAACUUUGAAUCUUCUAUACCUGAUUCAUUUACAUCUUCAACAUCUUCUAAAAUGACAUUAAAAGGAGUAGAUCAUAAUAGUAAUCGGAAUGAUAUAGAAACAACUAUAGGGAAAUUAGAUCCUGAAAACAACCAAAAGAAAGACAAUAGAAUUAAUCAAGACAGUCAAACUGAUCAAAAUAAUCAAAAUAAGCAAAAUCAAGUAACAACGCGUCCUAAAUCAUCUUCUAAUGUAUCUACUUCAUCUAUUCAACAACAACAACUUCAACAACAAACACGUCAACGUAGAUCAAAUUCAAAUAAUGAAAAAAUAAAAAUACUUGAUAUAAAUUUCAAUCAAGAUCAAGGAUGUUUUGCAAUUGGUCAUGAAAAUGGAUUCUUAGUAUAUAAUACAGAUCCAAUAGAUUUAAGAGUUAAAAGGAAUUUCAACAACAACAAAGAUACCAAUAACAAUAUUCACUAUCAAAAUCAAAUUAUAUCAAAAAAUAUUUCAAAUUCAAUAUUAAAUAAUGGUUCAGGAAUAGGUCAUAUAACAAUGUUACAUAGAACUAAUUAUUUAGCAUUAGUUGGUGGUGGUUUAAAUCCAAAAUUUCCUCCAAAUAAAUUAAUAAUAUGGGAUGAUUUAAAAAGAAAAAUAAGUCUUAGUCUUGAAUUUAACAAACCAAUAAAAAGAGUUUUAUUAUCAAGGAUUAAAAUUAUUAUAGUAUUAGAAGAUCAAAUUCAUAUUUAUAGUUUUACUUCACCACCUAAAAAAUUAAUGACUUUUGAAACUUCAAUUAAUGAAUUUGGAUUAGCUGAUUUAUCAUCUAUUAGAGCAACCACCACCACUAGCUCUAGUACGGAGGUUAGACCAACAAUUCAAAAUAAUAAACAUAAUUCAAGAGGUAGUUAUGGAUCAGUAUCAUCAAAUUCUUCAAAUAAUUCAAUAACAUCAAAUACAAGUAUAACAAGUUUAUUAAAUCAAAAUUCAUAUUAUAAUCAACAACAACAACAACAACAAUUACAAAGUUCAAAUUUAGCAUUUCCUGGAAAAGCAAUUGGACAAAUACAAAUCGUUGAUAUUGGUCAACAAACAUCAUUAUCAUCAAUACAAAAAUCAAAUACAACAAUAACAACAUCUUCAACCACCCCUAAUACAAAUCUCCCUACACAAUCAUUAAAUUCAUCAAUUAUAAAAGCACAUAAAUCACAAAUUAGAAAUUUAUGUUUAAAUAAAGAAGGAACAAUGAUAGCAUCAGCAUCAAUCCAAGGUACAAUUAUAAGGAUUCAUUGUACAAAAACAACAACCUUAGUAUAUGAAUUUAGAAGAGGUAUUGAUAAAGCAGAUAUAACAUCAUUAAAAUUUAAUCAUAAUAGUUCUAAAUUAGCUGUAUUAUCAGAUAAAUAUACUUUACAUAUUUUUAAUUUACAAUCAUCAUCAUCAGCUACUACAACCACCAGCAAUGAAUCUAAAUUACUUAAAUUUUUACCAAAUCCUAUUAUACCACAAUAUUUUAAAAGUAAAUGGAGUAAUUAUAAUAUAAAUACUUCAAAAUUUCACUCGGUGGAAAAUGAAUUAGAUAGGGGGGAAAUUGGAUGGAUUAAUAAUUAUAAUUUAUGUAUUAUUUGGAAAAAUAAAAGAAUUUGGGAAAAAUAUUCAAUUAUUGAAUCUGAUGAUGAUGAAGCAGGAGAUUUUAAGAUAAUUAGAAGUAGUUGGAAAUCUUUAGAUUUUGAUUAG